UUCAUUUUUGUUUAUAAAGCUAUAAACUUUACAAACCAAGAUCCAGAACCCAACUCAGAAAAAGCCUCAGGAAGUGAUAGAAAGAUAAAGAUAAGGCAAAGAUGUGCUGUGGGACUAGGAUAUGUAUGCUGUGUACGUGUCUCAUACUUGUGGUGAUAGUUAUUGGGAUGCUGUUCGGGUUUGGAGUGUUCAAGAAUGGCUUCCACAAGUUGAAGGACACUGUGACUCUCUGUGAUCCUAAUGUCAAUGGAAGUCUGUGUGGAACUAAAAGGCCCUUCUUGGGUUACACAGCUCCUCCACCUUUCUGAUUCUGUGAUGUAAUGUUUUUUUUUUUUUUUACCAUUUACUAGGAUUCUUUUUUUGUGUUUUCUCUUCAAAUUCUCAUCUGGGAAUUUGGAUUUUUAGGAAUUACAGGAUUGUUUCUUUGGAUUUGUGUCGGUUUCAUAAUGCCUAUAUCUUUCUUUAAUACCUCCUUAAUUCUAUUGUAUGUACAGGAUUUGUUAAGCCUUGAAUCAUGAUCUGUGUGUUAUGGAUUCAUUGUGUUUUUCUUUUUGAAA
Molecule: messenger RNA, 557 nt
Organism: Quercus lobata
Lineage: Eukaryota; Viridiplantae; Streptophyta; Magnoliopsida; Fagales; Fagaceae
Exons: 1
Coding region: 102-308 (68 amino acids)
Source: RefSeq, a predicted model, not a curated record